AUGUCAGACCUGUUUGAGCGGGCGCGCCAGCGGCUCAGCGGCUCGUCGUCCGCGGUGCCGGAGAAGCUGCGCGACCUGUACAUGUCACACGGGCCGCGCGACGCCAGCGGCGGCAGCGGAAGCAUGUCUAGGCGCAUGACCGGCGCCGACGACGGCGCCGGGCCUGGCUCGUCAGCGCUAUCCAGCGGCGGCGAUAGCUCGGGCGACGACAGCCCCGGGGCGUCAAGCAGCGAUCUCGCGUCCAACGGAUCGCGGGACUUGGCGCACUCGCACAUGGUCUCGCACGCACGUGGCGGCUCGGACAACGCGGCCGCCGAUGCGGGCGCCGAGACCGGCUCCGGCGCGGACCCCGCGGCCAACGCAACAAACUAG
Messenger RNA from Lachancea thermotolerans CBS 6340, 372 nucleotides. Its product is annotated as KLTH0H03454p. The coding region runs from base 1 to 372 and encodes 123 amino acids. NCBI's taxonomy places the organism in Eukaryota, Fungi, Ascomycota, Saccharomycetes, Saccharomycetales, Saccharomycetaceae. The record is from RefSeq and is a predicted model, not a curated record. The transcript has a single exon.